UUCUGUCGAAAGGGCAGCUGAUCAGUUCCGAGCGUUUAGUCGUAUCAAGUUGACGAUACGAAGUGGAUGCGAAGAUAUCAGGUCUCCGUUUAAUUCUCCCAGAAGACAGCCGCCCUGUCGAGUGACAAUGGACGCAACGAAGCUCGCGUUAAUUUUGCUGUCGACCAUCGUUACCCGAUUAAUCCCCGUGUACGGAUUCCCUGACGGCGCACCUGUGGACGUGUGCGUGAAGCCACGUCCCAACGAGCCCUAUCACGGACAAGCUCGUUCACAGCCCUUGGAGAGCAACCCUUACAGCGUCGUCGCAUCCUCCGGCCAAUACGGGCCGGGCACUCAAAUCACGGUGACGAUUUCGGGGACGGAUUUCAAGGGCUUCUUCCUGCAAGCUCGGGAUGCGAGCAACGACGAGUGGUUGGGCUCGUGGGCGCAGACCCCGAAUACCAAUACGCAUCCCGAGUGCAGUGCAGUUACCCAUGCGGAUCCCCGGGACAAGCAGCAAGCCACCCUUAUUUGGAACGCCCCGCAUGCCGGCAGGGGCAACGUGUAUUUCACUGGAACCGUUCUUAAGGAUUAUGCGACGUUCUGGUCCGGAGUAACAUCCAAAGUGGCAGCGUGAAAAAUGCUGGCGUGAUCUGUAAGAUCUAUUCUCUUCCUGGUGUACAGCUAUCUGCUGAAUUGUUAAACAGUUUUCUUUGGACCUUCAUUUCCGUCUAAUAUUCUCGAGAUAUUCUACGUUUUGUACUUCAAAGCCACAAGUCCUUGUUCGUCAUAUUCCAAGACCCAUACGCUGAUGGAGUUUGGAACCGCUUUGAAGAACGGGUCCUCGGAACAAGAUCCAGUUCUUUGAAGAAGAGGAAAUGAAGAAUCCCCUCCAUUUCGUCCUUUUCGUCCUCCAAGAUUUUCCUAGAGUCACGAGUGUCCUCUCGAAACUAAACCCGAGAAAUUGAGAAAUUGUGCGUGGUAACGGAGAAUUAUUAACUACUGACACAAUGUACGCAAGAUUUAGUGCAAAUAUGUCCUAUGUACUAUUAUUGUGAAAAUUAUUCAAUGUUUUUUUUACGUAUCCAGGUGUUAUAUUACUCUGUACUUCCAUUACCUCCAUUAUCCCCGUGCGAGUUGUACUUUUCAGUCUCAUACUCACCUUUCUAUUAUUUCUUAUCGACCUAUUAACUUUUGCGAAUU
This is a messenger RNA of Orussus abietinus, 1182 nucleotides long. RefSeq names its product putative defense protein 3. Gene Ontology annotation, molecular function: oxidoreductase activity, acting on metal ions. NCBI's taxonomy places the organism in Eukaryota, Metazoa, Arthropoda, Insecta, Hymenoptera, Orussidae. The transcript is spliced from 4 exons. The record is from RefSeq and is a predicted model, not a curated record. The coding region runs from base 128 to 616 and encodes 162 amino acids.